Molecule: messenger RNA, 282 nt
Organism: Diversispora eburnea
Lineage: Eukaryota; Fungi; Glomeromycota; Glomeromycetes; Diversisporales; Diversisporaceae
Source: the annotation of a GenBank genome assembly
GGUAAAAAUUGUAAAAAGCAUACUCCUCAUAAAGUAUCUCAAUACAAGAAGGGUAAAGAUUCAUUGUAUGCUCAAGGUAAAAGACGUUAUGAUCGUAAACAGUCAGGUUAUGGUGGUCAAACCAAACCAGUGUUUCAUAAAAAAGCCAAGACGACAAAGAAAAUUGUUCUUCGUUUAGAAUGUCAGAGUUGUAAGUAUAAACAUCAAGUAGCAAUUAAACGAUGCAAACAUUUCGAACUUGGUGGUGACAAAAAGACCAAAGGAGCAGCUCUUGUCUUUUAA